Thelazia callipaeda (thelaziosis nematode) is the source of this 567-nucleotide messenger RNA. Lineage: Eukaryota; Metazoa; Nematoda; Chromadorea; Rhabditida; Thelaziidae. The record is from the annotation of a GenBank genome assembly.
AUGAGCAUACGGAAACUUCAAAAACUAGUUGGAAUGGCAAGUCUGCAAAAUACACGAGAAGUGUCACUAAGGGCAAAUACGAAGGAAGUGGAACCGCCGACUUUGUACGAACCAUCAUCGUUUGACAAUCUGACACUUGAUUCUUUUUACACCUUACUUAAUAUACAGUUGGAUUCUGUGGAUUUUGUACCACUUGAAAAAUUUCACAGUUUUGCGCAUAAGAAAGCACGACUAUUCGGCUUUAAAGUAGUUGACAGUUAUGCGGUUCCUCCUACGAAGACUUUGCUCAAGCUUGAUAAACCAAAAGAAAGCAAGCAAAUAAAGGAAAUCGUAAUACCAACUUAUCAUCGAUUCUUGCGAUUAAGUAAAGUGCUAACAUUGCGUCUCCCAUUAUUUGUACAUUUUAUGCAGAUUCAUGCUCCAGCUGGCGUGAAAAUGACUAUAAGGGAAUAUAAGGAUUCAGACGACGAAAUUAGGUACAUACCAGAUGAUAUUUUGGAAAGCCGGAAAGCAGAACUCCUUAGUUUAGAUGAUCCAAAAACAAGGAAAUUACUUGGCUGGGAAUAA